Mollisia scopiformis is the source of this 1122-nucleotide messenger RNA. RefSeq lists its product as uncharacterized. Bases 1 to 1122 code for a protein of 373 amino acids. The record is from RefSeq and is a predicted model, not a curated record. Lineage: Eukaryota; Fungi; Ascomycota; Leotiomycetes; Helotiales; Mollisiaceae. The transcript has a single exon.
AUGGUACAAUCAGGAGUUCCCACGCGAUUGCGCAAUGACGGUACGUUCUGUUGGGAUGCUGCGGAGAUACAUGCUGAUGGUAUAGAAUCCUGGGUUGAAAUAGCUUCCCAACCAUCCUCAUCCUCUCUUUCCUCGAUCGGCGACGAGAUUGUUACUACUGGUCUACGAGUACAACAUGAUCUAAAUACGAGAAGACGGAGAAGGGUAGCAGGACCAUCGCAUAUCAGCUUGCAAGCACGGCAGACGAGCAGUAGCCAGGAGGAGUAUGAAGAGAGUGAGAGCGAGGAGGAUCGAGUAAUGACGAGUUCGAAUGAGCAUAUUCCCGCUACAAGUCUGCCGCGGGUCGAGUACGAUGCUGGAUCAGAUUCCGAUGACAAUGACGAGAAUGCUACAGCUCUUGGCAGACGAACAGAUGAUGGACCUUCCUUCACACCACAACCCAAUGCCUUUUCUCAUCCUCCUCGACAGGGUGGUUCAUACUUCCCUUCACAUGCACACAGACAAUCCUACCCCCCUCGACCGACACGCCAGCAUUCUUCAUACAACAGUCCAGCAGAUCAUGAUGCGGCUCUGCGGGCUUCUCUUACAACUCUCCUUUCGAUCGGCGCAGCAGCAGCAAGAGGUCUACCAAAGCGGGAGCAACCUACAAUGACAUCGAAUGAACCGAUGGGAUUACGAUUCGUUCCGGAAUCCGAAUUAAUGGCGCCCAACCCCGCCAAUACCUCUCGACCCCUCACAGCCUCUACAAGAGCACGAAGCAGCCCAUCAAUAUCCUCGCAAGAAGCCGCAGAGAAGGGAAAGCGAAAAGCCAAUAAUGCAAGACCAACAACAGAGAAAGUCAGAGCAUCGAAGAAGAAGAAGGUACAGGUUGAAAGUGUGGAGGAUUCCUUGUUAUCUCCUACUUCGCUCUUUUGGGCUAUGUCUGCUGGUGUGGCUGUUCUGGUAUUUGGAGCUGGUUUUGUUAUUGGGAGGGAAGUGGGAAGACAGGAAGCUAUGGCUGGAUUGAACGGUUCUACCCUUGUCGAUACAGGUUCUUGCGGAAGGGAGGUUGCGAGAUCGAGUACAGGGACGUUGAGGAGGUUCAAAUGGGGUAUUGGAACGGGAAGUGGGAUUGUGGCUUGA